CUUGUGACUUUUCCCUCAAACUGAUCACCAACCAAUCAGUACAACACUCUUCAAACACACACCCUUACUAAAAGAACAUGGCCAAGGGCAGGAAAGGCCCCAAGGGCAAGAAGAUCACCCUCAAUGUGGCCAAGAAUUGUAUCAAAAUCACAUUUGAUGGGAGAAAACGCCUUGACUUGAGCAAGAUGGGAAUUACCAACUUCCCCAAAUGUAUCCUGAGACUGAAUGAUGUGGAUGAGCUCGACCUUAGCCGGAAUCUGAUCAGAAAAAUCCCUGAAUCAAUCUCCAAGUUCCAGAACCUGCGGUGGCUGGACCUGCACAGCAAUUACAUCGACAAGCUUCCUGAGUCCAUCAGCCAGAUGACUACUCUGCUCUACCUUAAUGUCAGCAACAACAGGUUGACCACCAAUGGGCUGCCUGUGGAGCUCAAUCAGCUCAAGAAUACCCGCACCUUGAACCUAGGCUUGAACCAUCUGGACAGUGUGCCCACCACACUGGGUGCUCUGAAGGAGCUCCAUGAGGUGGGGCUACAUGACAACCUGCUGACCAGCAUCCCUAAGAGCAUCUCCAAGCUCCCCAAGCUCAAAAAGCUCAACACAAAGCGAAAUCCCUUUCCCAAGGUAGAGGAGUCAGAUACAUUCAUAGAUACCAUCAGGAGGCUGGACAAAUUAUAUCUGGUAGAAGAGAAGGAUCUGUGUUCGAAUUGCCUGAAAAAAUGCCAACAGGCCCGGGACAAGCUGAACAAAAUCAAGACUAUGACCACAACAGCACCGAGAAAGGCCAUCUUUUCCAAUCUGGUCUCACCUAACUCCAUGGCCAAGGAUUCCCAGGAAGACUGGAGGUGACCAGGGACCCUGACCCUGAGUCAGGAAGGGAAAACGGAGGGAGGGAAGAAAGUAGGGAGUGGCAUCUACAGGGAACUGUGGGAUCCCUCCAUUCUUGCAACAGCUCCUCCAGCCAAGCCCAUAAAAUACCCUUUCCCU
Molecule: messenger RNA, 983 nt
Organism: Odobenus rosmarus divergens (Pacific walrus)
Lineage: Eukaryota; Metazoa; Chordata; Mammalia; Carnivora; Odobenidae
Gene: LRRC18
Product: leucine rich repeat containing 18
Exons: 1
Coding region: 78-845 (255 amino acids)
Molecular function (GO): protein binding
Source: RefSeq, a predicted model, not a curated record